AUGGCAGAAAUUCUAAAUGAUUCACGAAACGGACAACUACAUGAAGUUCGUGUCAAUAUACGAAAGAUGAUUGAUAAAAUACUUACACAAUAUUCAUCGGAUUUUGUUGUCUGUCGAGAACUCAUUCAAAAUGCGGAUGAUAGUCACGCAACAUCCUUCCAUUUGCAAAUUAAAUGCAAUGCACCAUCUUCAUCAUUAUCAAAAGAGACAGAUUUUCAUGCUCAAACAAUCACUGAACUUCGUAUGAUAAACAAUGGUAAGAUCUUCUCGGAAACUGAUUGGCAACGUGUUGCUACUAUUGCCGAAGGAAAUACAGAUCCUCAAUCAGUUGGUCAAUUUGGUGUUGGAUUUUUCUCUGUAUUUGCAUAUACCAAUGAACCAAUGAUUAAAUCUGGAAAAGAGUAUAUGAAAUUUGUUUGGAAAGGCGAUCAAUUGUUAUAUCGACAUGAUAAACUAUCAAUUCAAGAAAAAAUCAAUGAAACUUCAAUUAUUCUUAAAAUGCGAGAUAAACCCACUCUAUGCAUCGAAUAA
Adineta steineri is the source of this 531-nucleotide messenger RNA. The record is from the annotation of a GenBank genome assembly. NCBI's taxonomy places the organism in Eukaryota, Metazoa, Rotifera, Eurotatoria, Adinetida, Adinetidae.